CUACACUUUGAGAAAUAAUCUUAUCAGUAAUACCUGUUCUUUAAAGGACCCAGGGAAAAAAAUGGUCGUAAUUGUAAUUGUGAACAUUAAAAACCAGCUUUUGUGAUAUCAUUCUGGAGGAACAUUGUAUCAUUUUUUAACUGCAUUGCAUUUGUGGUUUCUAAAUGACAAUAAUCUGAAUCUGAAUCUGAGAUCACCCUUUAUCAUAUUAAACAAAAAUAUAGCCCAGAAUUCCUGCAGUGUUCACAAUUCAGUGUAACUAUCAGUGUUCUAUAUCAUUAUAAAGUUAAACUGUAGCAAUUCCUGAUACAAGGUUGAGUACCCCUAACCUGAAAAUCUCCAAAGACAUGAUAUCACUAAUAGAAAAUUCCACAAAGUGCUGGGAAGGUUCCCAGGCAAAGUGCAGGUCUUGUGCAUUACAGGUAUUUUUCAGAAGUGACCUCACAUAUGUAUUGAACAGACGUUAAUGAAAAAUAGAAAAACACUACAUAAAGCGAAAAAUGAAGAUCUUGAUCGUGCAUUGAAAGAGUGGAUUCAUUAACACCCGAGUGAACAUAUAGUACUUAACGGUUUGCAGACCAUGAAACAAGCAAAGGCUUAAAACAAACUGGAAAUUGAAGGUAAUUCUAUAUAUUCAAAAGGUUGCAGAAAUUUAAGUCUUAAAGCAAUAAAGAUUUGUGGUGAAAAGAAUGAAUGUUGAUUACAAAGCAAUAGAAAAUUUUAUUGAUGAGUUUCCCAAGAUCGUUGCUGUUGAAAAUCUAACACUCUAAACAGCUGCACCAGUACAUAUGUAUGGUGAACAAGUGUAAAACAAAGACCACUUACUGGUUGCAGAUAAAUUGAGUCAGACAUUAUAGCAACUGCAAACUAUCUUAUUAUAUAUUCCAAAAUCCUGAAACUGAAACACUUCCAGCCUCAAGCAUUUCAAAUAAGGGGUACUCGACCUAUAUUUGAGAAUACAGUGUUAAACACAGGCAUUCAAAAACUGCUGCAACCUAUAAUGUGCAGGAGGAACAUAUCAGGCAGCAUCUAUGGAGGGAAAUGGCCAAUCGACAUUUCAGUUCGGGACCCUUCAACGGGUCUAAAAGAUGAAGGGAAGGAACAGAGCAAGAGCCAGCUAGUGACAGGUAGAUCUACGUGAGGAGGAGUGAGAAGCAGAUGGGAAAUGGAAAGAGCGACUGGAGCUAGGUAGUCCCGAUAGAGGUUAUCGGUACGAAAUGUCGACGAUUGUCUUCCUCCCAGAGACGCUGGUCGACGGGCAGAGUUCCUCCGUUUGCAGGGAGUUGAAUAUACUUCUGUGAAAGGAAGAUUAUUGCCGUCCUCAAAAAAAAAGAAUGUUUUUAACUUCCAAAACACUGAGUUACGUUACACAACCCUCCACACUCACUAUUCAACACCACACUCCAUACAACAGGGCUCAGCAUCAGUUAUCGAGAGCCCGUCCCACGGCGUUGGGGGGGGAACAAAAGUUGAAGGUCGCGACAGCCUUGGCGAGCAUGCGCAGAGCAUCAAGGAAGUGAAGCGGCGAGCAGCCAAUGGGGUGGCAGCGCGCGCGCUUCGAAGGGAGCUGCGGGCCAUGGAGUCGGUGCUGGAGAACCUGGAGCGGUUCGCUGAGGUGCUGGCGGUAGCGAGGAGCCCGUGGGCCAGCCACUGGGAUGAGGCGGCGGUGACCCGAGCCUUCCAAUGGGCCUGCUAUUUCCAGCAGCUGGACUUGCGGCUGGAGGGGAACACGAGCGCGCAAGCGGCCUUGCGCCGGCAGCUGAACCUCCCGGGUCGCUGUACCGACCACCCGCUGCCGUGGUACCGCGGCUUGCGGUUCGAGGAACUUAGCCGGGGCCAGGAGAUGCUCAGUCAGGCGUUACUGUGCAACCCGGCGGCCUCGGCCGCCGCCUUCCACCGAGCCGCCUCUUGGUACCGAAGUGCGAGCAGCAGUCGGGCGGCCGUGACGACGUCGCUGAGACGCGCGGCCCGGCUGACGGCGGCGGCGCGGGUUCUUCAGGCGUGCAGGCGGAGCGCCGCAGGCCCCGGCGAGGGUUCGACGGAACGCCAGCCCGUGGCCGAAACGCAAGCGGAGAUACUGCGCCAGCGCUUGGGGGAACAGAGGCGGGAAUUACCGGAGCAGGAGGUUUUGCGGCGGACGGUGUCUGGUGGCGGCGGAGACGGCGCCGACUCCUGGCGGCCACUCGCCGCGCUGUUAUCGGCUGCGGGCGCCGAGGAGGCGCCCCCGCGAACCUGGCGGUGGUUGCUAGGUAACAGGGACGCGCUGAGCGCCGCCUGUCGCGCGCUGCCCUGCUCGGUGCUGGCGCGGCUCGCGGCGCGAGAGCCGGCCUUCUCGCGAGAGUACCUGGAUUUCCUGCGGCAGUGGGCCAGGCGUAUGCGGUACGACGCGAGCAGCGGCCGCUGGACGCACGAAGAGUCGCCCGAGCUAGACUGGGAGAGAUUGUUGCAGCACUUCUCCAGUCUCUUGCAGGGGCCGCCACAAACGAAAGAGUGGACGCGAGAGACGUUAAACUCUUUAAAAACUAAGGAUGGAGAUUUUGAAGUGUGGGGGAUCAGCAUAUGGACAGACCUGUUGCUUGCAUUAAGACAACAGAAAAUUGCUUGAGAUUGUAAUUUGCUCUUUUAAAAUGUAUUUCUUCUAUUAGAUGUUGAAGCCUAGUAAUAUAUUUGGACAACUGAAAUUAUUUUCUGCUAGUUAAGUUAUUUAAUGCAUUGGGAUGAAACUGAAAAUGCUGGGAAAAGAUAUAUCGGGCAGCAUCUGUGGAGGUAAACAAUUAAGGUUUCAAGUCAAUGAUAUUUCACAAUUGGAAAAAGAUCUAGUUAAAUUAAAAAUUGGCAUUUUGUUCCGUUUGUGUCGUUUGGCAUGCUGAGCAAGCCCAACAGCAACACACUACAAGUUUCAGUGUAGUCUUUGAUUAGGUGGAAAGCAGUAGGUUGAAUAAUAGGAGAGGUAAAAGCAGAUAAAACCUAGACCCCUACUAAGUGUUUCCAGUACUUUAAUUUUCAGAUUUCUACCCUUAUUAUGCUUUAAGCAUUUGAAAUGUUUUCAUCACGUUAAAUGACUAUAUAGGUAUGUUCAGGGAAACUGACACAUUAGAAUUUUUAUUUUAAAGUAAAACUGGUUAUCUGUGCCUGACUAAUCUCUUUGUAUAAUUAGUCUUUGAUUCCAGGUAACAUCUUGGUGAAUCUGCUCUCUGUUGCUCCCAUAUUUAUCCUGCAAUGUGACCACCAGAACUGUCCACAGUACCCUAGAUGUAGCCUGACCAAAGUUUUGUAAUGCACUUCCACUGUUUGUUUCUUCCAUAUAGGAUUUGAAAUGAGCAGAUAAACCAUAGUGUUUUUGCCUUGCAUCAAUGUGCAACAUCUACCCUCUAUUUGUUGACCUUUGAGCUACUGGAAAGUUUCACUUUUUUAUAUAACCUGUAAUUUUAAACUGUAUCAAAUCCCUUGGCUAUCAUUGUUCAAAUAAAUUUAUCCAUGUUAAGUCUUUUUGUUGGAUUCAUUUCUUUCACACCUCCAAAGCUUUUGUCUUUUACAAAAAUAUACUAUCUGGAGGAGAAGCAAUACUCUGCUAAAUACCAAUUGGGGUUAUAAUGGUGUAUCAUAGAAGAAGUACUCUGCAGGAUUUUUUCAACCUUAUUUUGGUUGACCUACUUGCAGGAAUUUGGGUAUGAGCAACUUGUCCCUCUUGCUACCUGCACCUCUUUCCAAAAUUAUGCUAUAUAGUUCUUAGCAAGCUCUACUGUGCUUAAUUUUUCAAAUGCCUCCCAUAAACCAAUGUAGCCUGUCUUUAAUUUUAGAUUAUCAUUUUUUUUACAUUUUGUGUGAUAAGCAAACUUAGUGAUUAUUUUGUGAUGAUUCUCUCAAAAAAGACAAUACUUGUGUUGCAACAUGCAGUCAACAAUCCUUAAACGUAUUUGCUCAUUGUGUCUGUUUUCUGUAUAUUUAGCUUUUGUGUUGGAUCCUUUUAAAAAUCAGAACUUAAGUUUCCAAAUAUUGCCAUGACAUUUUUAAUGAAUGCAGGUAUGUUGAAUUUAAAUUGUCACUGUUCAAACUGGUUUAUGAAUCUUGUAAAGCUACAUAAGAUUACUUAUUUAAUUUGCAACUAAGAGCAUAAGAAAUACAUAAAUCUAUUUAGCCAGUUCUGUUAUUCAAGAAUAUCUCGAUUUGUACUUGGUCUUUCUUGUUUUCUGUCAUAGUACUUGACUCUUGCAGACCAAAACUAUAACAGCCUUAAAUAUAUUGGAGGGUAAUUCAAUUGCCAUGCACAAAUUAAACAUGUUUUUCACUUCCAUUAGUUAUAGAAGAGGUGGGCUUGCAGUUAGAAGUUUUUGGUCAACCAUUAUUUAAUAUCUUAAUGUGCCGAGAUAAAGGCAGUAUGUUUUUAAUCAUUUUGUGAAACUACCUUCAAUACUGCAGCUUCCUGCAUUCAACAAGCAAGGAUGUCACUCAAAUCUAAUAAGCAAUGUACUUUUAAAUGAAUGCAAACUGAUUGAAGAUUGCUGCAACUUGUUUUGAUUUCUGUGGCCCAGUUCCUUUUUAGGAGCUACUAGUCAGUACAUCAAGAAGCAACCUUUAAAAUGAUAGAAAAUGCUUUUUUUGUUGUAAUGAAUUGCACAAUUUGAAUGUGAUCCACACAACUUCCAUUCUAUAUUUAAUCUUAUCAGGCUCACAUUCUAUGUGUUUUAAUUUGCAGUUCUCUAGCUUCUUGCUAGAUUGUUUUUUCCUCCUAUCAAUCUCAUGGUAAGAAUUUUAUUUUAAGUUCCUUGUUAGAAACUAGUUAGUUAAGGCUCCUUGCUGUGCAUUCAUAAACACUUUUUUCUUUCACACUUCAUAAUUUCAAAGGCAUGUCUUAUUCAUUUUUUUUCUCAUGAAAAGAUCCUUAGCCUGUUCUUUCUAGAUCAGGAGUUCCCAACCUUUUUAUGCUAUGGACCCUACCAUUAAUAGAGGGGAUCCCAACCUGGGGCAUAUGGACGCAUGUUAAUAAUUCUCAGUUCUCGUAUUGUCCUAAUCAUUUGUCACCACCAGUAAAUUGAUUUUUCUUUUGAUUAAAUUGUUCCAAUUUAUAAGUCUUGGCAGCAGUGUUUUUCGGCAGUAAUGUUUUCACUUUGCAGAUGCUUUUUAAAUUCAAGUUGUGAUUUCUAGUUUUAGAUUAGGUGUGAACUUUGGCAAUUUUAGCUCUGAAUCAGAAGUAAGAGCAUUUAAUUUCCACUCCAGAAAUUUGAGCGUCUAAUCUAAGUUGACACCAUAUGUACUACAAAGAAAGUGUGGCGCCACUGAACUGAGGCCCAGUUUCCUUUUGGAAAGACAUGAAAGAAUUCAUAUCUUUAUCCAUGGCUUUAUUCAAAGAGCAGAUAGUCUCCUUGACUCCUGUGAAUAUAUAUAAAUACCUGAAAUAGCACAACUAAAAUUGAAUUAGUUGUUAAAUCAUUAUUUGAGGAUCUUGAUGUAGAUGCAUUCUGUUUUGUUUGUAAACUUUACCAUGUCUGCAAUUUAAAAGCACUUGGUUGUUAAGCCAUUUGGCAUCUUGAGGUUGAAAAGGUUUCAGUGUAAAUGGCUCUUUUAAUCUCUAGUCUAUCCAAUAGAUUAUUCCUCAA
Molecule: messenger RNA, 5597 nt
Organism: Hypanus sabinus (Atlantic stingray)
Lineage: Eukaryota; Metazoa; Chordata; Chondrichthyes; Myliobatiformes; Dasyatidae
Gene: fancf
Product: FA complementation group F
Exons: 1
Coding region: 1577-2605 (342 amino acids)
Biological process (GO): interstrand cross-link repair
Cellular component (GO): Fanconi anaemia nuclear complex
Source: RefSeq, a predicted model, not a curated record